AUGUCGGGCGAAUCCCCCGAGGCGAAGGAGAAGCGGCUCGUCGGGAACGUCCAGAUCCGCAUCCUGCAGGCGGCGAACAAGGAGGACAAGCUCAACGAGCUGCUGACCAAGUACCUCUGCGCGCUGUUGCUGAAGGCGACGAGUGACUAUGCGUCGGUCCGCAACGAUGUCAUCCAGUUUGCCGGAAAACUAAAGGGCUUGAUUGUCCAUCCGAGCAUCAUUCUCCCCGUCGAGAAGCUCAUUGACCAGUAUCAGGAGGCCGGCUCGUCCAUCCUCCGUGUGCUGGACAUCUCAUUCAUCCAACACAGCAUUCUCCGUCUGGACGACUAUGACCGGCGGCUGCUCUUCCCCAAGGUUGCCAGGGCCAUCGCGUCGUCCAAGCAUGGCCCGACGCAGGCGUCCAUGUUCAACGUGCUCCUGAAGAUCAUCCCGGACAUCCAGAUCCCGUCCCGCGGCAGCGAGGAAGACGCUGCUUUCAGAGAAGCCAGCGGUCUUUCCGACGAUGCCGACGCGCAGUUCGUCGCCAAGUGGCUGGGCAAGGUGCUCCUCCUGAGAAUCCCCGGCGGCGCCGAGCCCUCGCGUCAAGAGUUCGAGAGGCUCAACCCGGCCCUCCUGUCGGCCGACCUGGACUUCCUCAAGCCCGAGCAGCGCGACACUGCGCCCGCCUUCCAGAAGAUGCAGGACCUCCGCCGGAAGAUCGCGCAGCUGUUGGCCAGCGGCGCCUUCAAGGACGAGGAGAGGCUGCUGCCCGCGCUGUCGGCGGCCGCCAACCCAGACUACCAGGUCUCCCAGGCCGGCGAGGACAUCCUCAAGAGGAUGACCAUCGACUUUGAGAAGGCGUCCAUCAUCGAGGAGUUGUAUAACGCACACGCCCGACUCCCCGCGCCUCACCGCAUCAGGAUCCUGCCCCUGCUGUCAAAGUCCAAGCUGGCCACCACGAUGCAGGAUAACAUCAUGUCCGUGGUGACGCUCGACUUUGGCACCGAGACGACGUCCAUCGCGCCGUCUCAUCUGCAGGCCGCCAGCGGUCUCGAGCGCACAAGACUUCACAAGGCGCUCUUCUACUUCCUCAACUGGACCGCCACCAUUGGCCCUACUCAAGCCCCUUUCACCAUCGGACCCAAGCUGAUCGACAAGAUGCGCACGUACGUCGAGGAGCAGGGAUGGCCCGCCUCACGCACACUCUCGGCAGACGAGGAGAAGCUCCGCGCGAUGGCCUACGAUCUGCUCGGCGUCCUCGGCGCAGGCAGCCCCUCCAGCGUGCAGGACAAGCUCCAUCUCGUCGGCUGGCUCUUCAGGUCCCUUUCCGAGGACCCGAGCGUCGAGGCAGUGUCCGCCAUAGAGGGCUCCCUCUCAGGCCUGACGAGGAGCUUCGAUCCCAAGGCGGUCAGCGGCGACGGACGCGGCGGCGGAAUGGUCAGCCUCAUCUCUCUGCUUCUGCACUACAUGAGCAUGCCCGAGGACAACCCGGGCGUCGUGCGCAGCGCGAGGUUCUCGGCCGUCAAGUGGGCGAACCAGACCAUCGCCUCGUGGGACGAGCGAGGCAGAUGGAUCGACAUCCUGGCCAUCGCCGGCCGUCAGGGCGAGCGCACCGAGGUCAUCGAGGAGGGCCGCAAGGGGCUCGACCCGUGGACGUACCGCGACAGCGAGUCGCACACGAUGCCCAACUGGAUCUCGCUCAUGACCUACUUCUUCUGCGACCACAUCACCGACGACGUCACCAGUGCCGAGUGGAGCGGCUCCGCGCCGCCGCCGCCGCCGAAGCUCGAGUUCGACGACAGGAGGACGAUGCAGAACUUCCAGGGCCCCAAGGUGUUUGCCUACCCCGUUGCCGUGCAGUACGUCAAGAGGGCCAUGUUCAUCGCCGCGCUGCCCGACUUCCCCCUCGUCCCCGGCUGGGCCGAGCAGCUCGACACGCGCGUCCGCAACGACAUCAAGACGCGAGACCAAAUCAGGGCCUACCUGCGCUCCGUCGACCAGGAGCACAUCGGCCUCUUCAUUAAGAUCUGCUUCGACGGCGUCCGCCUCAAGGGCGUCGACGGCACCGACCGCAUCGUCGAGAACUGCCUCAAGCACAUGGUCGACGUCGCCUCGCUCGCGCCCGGCGGCACCAUCAACUACGUCGCCGGCUCAGCCUACCUCUUGCAGAAGUGCACCACGGCCAACAACAGACACAUCCGCGCCGCCGCCGCCCAGGCGGUCGGGAUCCUGCUUCCUCACCCCCUUAACAAGGUGGAUCUGGCGAUCCCCGAGGCCGUGCCGCACCAGACGCGCAACGAGAACAUCCAGAAGUUCCUGCGGGACCUCAAGGUCAUGGUGUACGGGUGGGAGAACGCGUACGGCGCCGCCGCCAACGGGGUCGAAGGGUCUCUGCAGGCCUUUGGCCACAUCUUCUCGAGGGCCGUCUACUACGGCCUGCCCAUCCCGAGCGACGUUCACCUGCCGCCCAAGCUGCUCAUGGACAAGUCCCACCAACGGCCGUCGCUGGAGGACGCCAUCCUCGACUGCUACGCCGAGCUCUGGACCGCCGGUCUCUCGCAGUACAUCCCGGACAACGUUAACAACCUGACGGCGGACUACGUCAUCGAGAGACUCACGGAGAAGGCGGCCGCCGGGAGCGACAAGGCCAUCUUUGCGCUCGGCCGCCUCGCGCUCGCCUUCAACGACCCGGACGAGGAGGCGACGCCCCAGGACGGCCUGCUGUUCCCCUCGAGCAAGACGUCCGGCAUCGACAGCGUCCUGCGCGGCCUCUUCACCAUCCACGCCCGCAAGGAGACGGAGAUCCAGUUCACCGUCGGCGAGGCCAUCACGGCGGCGGUCGCCUGCUGGGACUCGGACUUUGUCAAGCUGUCCAUGAACGUCGACAGCACCGACGGCCCCUGGAGGAAGACGAAGCGGAGCAGGAGAAUCACGGCCGUCCUCGACAAGAUCUUCAAGGACUGCAAGACCACCAAGCCCUCGGUGCUCAAGGCGUCCGGCAUCUGGCUCUUUUGCCUCGUCCAGUACUGCGGCCACCUUGAGGAGGUCCAGUCCCGGCUGCGCGAGGCCCAGGCCGCCUUUAUGAGGCUGCUGAGUGCGAGGGACGAGCUGGUCCAGGAGACGGCAUCCCGCGGCCUGUCGCUGGUGUACGAGAAGGGAGACGAGGACCUGAAGCAGGACCUCGUCAGGGACCUCGUGUCGGCCUUCACCGGCAACAGCACGCAGAUCAAGGUCGAGGAGGAGACGGAGCUCUUCGAGCCCGGCGCGCUACCGACGGGCGAGGGCAAGUCCGUCACGUCGUACAAGGACAUCGUCAGCCUGGCCAACGAGGUGGGCGACCAGAGCCUCGUGUACAAGUUCAUGUCGCUGGCCGUCAACGCCGCCACGUGGUCGACGCGGUCGGCCUUUGGCCGCUUCGGCCUCAGCAACAUCCUGUCCGAGUCCGAGGUCGACCCCAAGCUGUACCCGAAGCUGUUCCGCUACCGGUUCGACCCCAACAGCAACGUGCAGCGGUCCAUGGACGACAUCUGGAAGGCGCUCGUCAAGAACCCGAACGAGACGGUGAGCGAGCACUUCGACGCCAUCAUGCAGGACCUGCUCAAGAACAUCCUCGGCAAGGAGUGGCGGGUGCGCCAGGCCAGCUGCGCCGCCGUCUCGGACCUCAUCGCCGGCCAGCCCUUCCACAAAUACGAGCGGUACUACGCCGAGAUCUGGACCGCCGCGCUCAAGGUGCUGGACGACGUCAAGUCGUCCGUGAGGGACGCAGCGCUGAAGCUCUGCAUGGGGCUGACGGGCACCAUCGUCCGCCAGCUCGAGGAGGGCGGCGCGUCGUCGUCGGCGCAGGCCAUGCUGCGGCAGGCGCUCCGCUUCCUGCUCUCGCCCAGCGGCCUCGAGAGCGGUGUCGAGGAGGUCAAGAUGUUCUCGCUGCGGACCAUAAUCGACAUCACCAAGAAGGGCGGCCCGAACCUGAAGCCCUUCAUCGUGGACUUCAUCCCGCCGCUGCUGGGCCUGCACAGCACCAUCGAGCCCGAGCAGAUCAACUACGCGUACCAGAAGGUCAGCGAGGACUCGCGCGACCAGAUCGACAAGAUCAGGGCGCAGUGGGUCAACCAGUCGCCCAUCUCCGAGGCCAUCGACAACUGCCUCCGGCAGCUGGACGGCGACGGGAUGAAGCAGCUCGCGCCCAAGCUCGAGGAGAUCAUCAAGACGGCCAUCGGCAUGCCGACCAAGAUCGCCUGCGCGCGGCUCAUCGGAGACCUCGUGAUGCGGCACGCCGUCGACUUCAAGCCCGUGUCGCCGAGGUUCAUGCAGCUGUUGGAGAAGCAGUCGCUCGACCGCAACGACGAGGUCAGCAAGGGCUACGCCAAGGCCGUCGGCUACCUCAUGCGCAUCGUCCCCGACGCCUCCAAGGAGAGGCUCGUCGACCGCUUCACCGACCUGUACUUCGCCAGCGAGGACGAGGCGCGCCGCGCCAAGGUGGCCGACGUCGUCCUGGGCGUCUCGAAGCUCGCGCCGGACCACUUCAACGCGCUCGCCGCUAAGUUCGUGCCCUUCACCUACAUGGGCAUGCACGACACGGACGAGUACGCCCGCAAGUGCUUCGACGAGGUGUGGAACCAGCACGGCGGCAGCUCCCGCACCGUCGCGCGCUACGUGCCCGAGAUCGCCGCCUUUGUCAAGAGGGGACUCGAGGCGCCGCGCUGGAACCUGCAGCACACGGCCUGCUUCACCGUCGCCAGCGUGGUCGGGGCCGUCGUCGCCUCGAGCGACGCCACGGGCGGCCAGAUGUCCGAGGCGAACCUGAAGCACAUCUGGCCCGUCCUGGACAAGGGGCUCGCGCUCAAGACGUUCGCCGGCAAGGAGAGGCUCCUGGCGGCGUUCCCGACCUUCGUCGGCAAGGGCAAGGCGCUCUGGGAGGCGGACGCCGCCGUCGCGGCGCAGCAGAGGAAGAUCGCGGUGCGCGAGGCGAAGCGCAACAACGAGGAGUACCGCCCGCACGCGUUCCGGGCGCUGUGGCAGUUCGCCGAGCAGCGCGAGGACCUGGACCUGACCGAGGAGAUCGCGGGCGUCGUCGGCGGCGCGCUGGACGACUUCCUCGACGAGGACCGGAUGGACGUCGAUGGCGACGCGGCGCGCAAGGCGGCCGUCAGCGGCGUCGAGGCGAUCGCGAGGGGCUACAACCGCGCGCGGGCCAAGGAAGACGGCGGUGCCGUGCUCGGAAAGGUCUUUGGGCUGCUGAAGACGUACCUGGCGCACCCCAAGUUCGAGGGCAUCAAGCGCGAGGUCUGGUAUGAGUGUGUCAAGGACCUGAUGGAGGCUGCGGGAUCCCCGUCGACCCUCCCGGGCAGCGAGUGCAAGGAGGUCACCCUGGCGUAUCUCCAGAGCCUGGACGCCGAUUCGAUCGACAACGGAACCGAGGGGCAGCGCGACAUGCGGGCGGUGGCCGUGGGCGGCGUGUUCAAGGCGCUGAACCGGGGCGUGUUUGGUCCGGUGCCAACGGCGGACGAGAAGAAGGGCCUUGCCGAGACGGUGAAGAAGGCGAUCGCAGCCGAGAGGUCGUUGGAGGUGCAGAAGCAUCUCAAGGAGGCGCUCGCGGAGUUGGAGAAGUAA
Molecule: messenger RNA, 5589 nt
Organism: Colletotrichum higginsianum IMI 349063
Lineage: Eukaryota; Fungi; Ascomycota; Sordariomycetes; Glomerellales; Glomerellaceae
Product: Proteasome component ECM29
Exons: 3
Coding region: 1-5589 (1862 amino acids)
Biological process (GO): proteasome assembly
Cellular component (GO): nucleus; cytoplasm
Molecular function (GO): molecular adaptor activity
Source: RefSeq, a predicted model, not a curated record